Messenger RNA from Vigna unguiculata (cowpea), 1692 nucleotides. Its product is annotated as golgin family A protein (DUF1664). The record is from RefSeq and is a predicted model, not a curated record. NCBI's taxonomy places the organism in Eukaryota, Viridiplantae, Streptophyta, Magnoliopsida, Fabales, Fabaceae.
GUACUAAGAAAAUCAAAUUGAAAUUCAGUCCUUUCUGUUGAAGAAUUGGUGAUUGAAGGAGUAGGACAAGGCAAAAGUCAGAAUUGGUCGGUCAUACAUAAUUUGAGACGAAGAGGAUUGGAGAAUAGCAUGGCGUUGCAAGCAGGCGUGAACACCUCCAAGGUUCUCAUUCUGGUCGGAGCCGGUUUGAGUGGUUCUGUUUUGCUGAGGAGUGGCCAGUUAUCUGGUCUCAUCGCACAGCUUCAGGAGUUACUCAAGGGCGUCGACGAUGCUGAGAUUUCACCCGGCAGAUACGACGCUGCGCUUAUUGCUGCACAGAUUCGAGAGCUAGCACAUGAGAUUAGGGAGUUGACGUUGUCUCGCCCUGUGACUAUCUUCAAUGCGAAUUCUUCUUCAUCUGGGGGUAUUGGCUCUUACAUACUACCUGCUGCUGCAAUAGGAGCUAUGGGAUAUUGUUAUAUGUGGUGGAGGGGAUGGUCAUUUUCUGAUGUAAUGUUUGUGACAAAGAGGAAUAUGGUUAAUGCUGUAGCAAUUGUGUCAAAGCAAUUAGAAAAUGUACACGAAACAUUGGCAUCAACAAAAAGGCAUCUAACAAAGAGGUUGGAAGGUCUUGACUUGAAGUUGGAAGAGCAUAAUGAGUUGGGUCAACUUAUAUCAAAUGAUGUGAAUGAAGUGAAGUCAAACCUUUCUCAGAUUGGAUUUGAUAUUGAAGUUAUACACAACAUGAUUUCUGGGCUGGAAGGGAAACUCGAGCUUGUUGAAGGCAAGCAGGAAAUGACCAAUUCAGGUCUCUGGUAUUUAUGCCAAUUUGCUGAUGGAUUUAGCGACAGACCAAAUGGUUACAAGGAUAUUGCAGAACCGACAACUAGUACAGUGACGACACUUGAGAAAAAAUCACUCCAGGGUUUACAAUUCAUUGCUACAACUAGUGACACAGCUGAGAAUUCGUCCAUAAUAACAAAGAAAGUUGGUCUCAUUUCUUCAAAUGACAAGGAACCUGCUUCGAAACAAAGAAUACACAGGUCUUUUCCUUUGGGCAUUGCUGUGAGCAAGGGCCUUACUGGGUUGGCGAGCGAUUAGUAUUUAUUCUGAUGAACCUGCUCGAUCCCAAUAGAUUCAGUACUUCUCACAUGGAGAGCAGAUGGUGAUUGCAAUAUAUCUUAAAAUGUAUGAAACAUUAAAGGAAGAAAAGAAAGGAGAAUUUCAUUGAUAUAUUAUGAUAAGGAAAAAAAAUCUGAAUACAAUGACUAGAUCAUUCUUUAUUUAAACAAAAGAAGGGUAUAAAAAAUAAAAAACCAUAUUCUAGGUGACGCUCCUGUGUCUUCUUUGCAGUCCAUUGCCUGCUGUGGUUGUUAGGUCAAGGUGGCGCAGCGGAAAAGAUUGUGCAGGGAUGAUAUAAUUGUUUUGCACUUGCUGAGUUGGCAUAUUUAGUGCUUCACGGGAAGACCCAAUAUCACCUUUGUGAAAUGUACUUGUUGUUUCAUUGAUUUGAUAAUUUGACAUUCCCCACAAACUGGAGCAUGGGAAAUAUCAAUCAUGCCCAGCUUGGAAAUGAAUGGUGUGAAGAUUGUAAGAGGUAAUGCUUUUGUAAAGAAAAUCAGCUAGUUGUUCUUUGGAUAAAAUUGAUAGUAAACGCAAGACUCCUCUUCAAGUUUUGUUCAAACAAAGUGACAAUCAAUCUUCAAUUUUCAA